AAUAAACUAACACCAUCGUCGUCGGAGCUCAUCGUGGAGGAGCGCAACCUCCUCUCGGUCGCGUACAAGAACGUGAUCGGAUCUUUGCGCGCCGCGUUGAGGAUCGUGUCGUCGAUUGAGCAGAAGGAAGAGAGCAGGAAGAACGAGGAGCACGCGGCGCUCGUGAAGGACUACAGAUCCAAGGUGGAGGCGGAACUCUCCUCGGUCUGCUCGGGGAUCCUCAAGCUCCUCGAUGAGCACCUGAUCCCGGCAGCGGCGGGGAGCGAGUCGAAGGUGUUUUACAUGAAGAUGAAGGGGGAUUACCAUAGGUACAUGGCGGAGUUUAAGUCUGGUGAGGAGAUGAAAGGUGCUGCUGAAGAUACUAUGGUUGCUUACAAGGCUGCUCAGUGUUUUGUUUUGAAGGAUAUUGCAGCGGCGGAUAUGGCGCCUACUCAUCCGAUAAGGCUUGGGCUUGCUCUCAAUUUCUCUGUGUUUUACUAUGAGAUCCUCAGUUCUUCCGACAAAGCUUGUAACGUGGCCAAACAGGCAUUUGAAGAAGCGAUAGCUGAGCUUGACACACUGGGAGAAGAAUCCUACAAAGACAGCACUCUCAUUAUGCAGUUGCUCAGGGACAAUCUUACCCUCUGGACCUCCGAUAUGCAGGAGCAGAUGGACGAGGCCUGAGGAUCUUUGAUGGAAAAAGGGAGAGAGAGUUAUGCUGCCAUGUUUCCGCUACCAGAUUCCGAUCUAAAAAUCCUCGUAACAUUGAUGGCUUGAAAAAUAUUAUUUUUAAUUGUUUAUGAUGAGUUAUGUGCACAGCUUGAUGAUUUGUCUACUCUUAUCAUAAAAGUCUAAAACUAUGUUCUCUAAAGUUGGAAACCAACUGGUGCUCUUUCACAAGUGUUUUACAAAGUUCAGUCAAAUGGAAUUGAAACUCUGUCCCUCAAGGUUUUGGUCUCUGAGUAUCAGAUAGAAUUAAACUUCAACUUAACGACUACAAUUCCAAGGAGAAGUGUGGGUUUCACAUUGGAGCUUCUUCAAUAUUGAGAUUCUAUAGCAGUGUUAUUAUUUGUUAUUGCGAUUUGUUGCAGCUAUAAACCUGUAAAUGUCUCUCAUAAGAUCAUUUUCAGCUUAAUUUAAAAUAUACUCCAUUUCAGCUUAAUUUAAAAUAUGCUCCAUUUGUUUGCAGCUUUGCUUUCUAUUAGAGGCUGGAAGAGUCCUGAGUACAAUUAGUUUAUAAUCUAUAAAGAUAUUAAAUUUUUGUUUCUUGAUUUUGUUACUCACACAAAUGACAUGUUUACAACGUUAUGUCUUUCGGAAAUCAAACCAAAAAAAAACUAAUACAAAUCACAGGGAAAAAACGUAAAAUAGAAGAAAUAGAAACGUUUUUUUUUUUAUUAUGGUUCAACUAAAAUAAAAUAUCAUAGAAUCUACUGAGACUAGACUACCUUAGCUAGAAACUCGAAAUUGUAAACGUAGACAAUGUAUUGGAAGAAACCAAUAGUAUAAACGCCAGCGCCUGGGUGGAAGCUUUGACCAGCAAAGUCGAUGGCUAAAAGACCAUUAGUAAAACAAAGAAAGAGAAUGAGGAGACCAUGUCCAAUGUCAAUCGUGCUAGUGAGGUGAUAGAUGGAGACUCCUCCGGCGAGAAACGAAAAGAUUGAAACGAAGACAUCCACGGUAGGGUAAUUGAAAGGAACAUAAAACAUGAUAGGUAACACAAUCAAAGAUGUUACAAAUCUGAGGUUUUUUAGUACCGGAGUUGUGGUUGGAUCUGGAUAGCCAUCGUCGAAAAAUAAACACUUGAGUAGCAUGACUGCAAAGAAAAUUGUGACAGGAGAGAACAAAACCACUCUUCCUCCUGAUAAGAAGAGCAAGCCAAGGAUUGAGAAAAUUGUUAAAGCAUACCAAAUCCCACGAGUGAAUACACGAUAACCCAUUAAUCUCUCUUUCUCCAAUUUUUCCCAAGCCUCUGUCAUCACACAAGGGUAUUUAAUGGUUUCCAUAUCUGUCUUCUCUUUUUUCUCAGGUUUUUUUCUCGAGUGAUGAGAUUUCUUGGGGUGUUUACUUUUGUUUCU
Brassica napus (rape) is the source of this 2057-nucleotide messenger RNA. Its product is annotated as 14-3-3-like protein GF14 lambda. Gene Ontology annotation, cellular component: cytoplasm. The transcript is spliced from 4 exons. Bases 283 to 663 code for a protein of 126 amino acids. NCBI's taxonomy places the organism in Eukaryota, Viridiplantae, Streptophyta, Magnoliopsida, Brassicales, Brassicaceae. The record is from RefSeq and is a predicted model, not a curated record. Gene Ontology annotation, biological process: signal transduction.